AUGUCAGCGUGGACGGCGUCCGCCGUGCCGCUGCUGAUGGCGCUGUGCCUGGGGUUGACCCCACUACACGCGGCGGCGCAGGCCGCCGCCGCCACAUCUGCCUCCCGCCAGAACAGCGAGGCGCUGCUGGCGUUCAAGGCCAGCAUGGUCAACGGCGGCGAGCUGCUUUCCACUUGGGUCAACGGCACCGACUACUGCGCCUGGAGGGGGGUCAACUGCGACGCGGGCGGGUUCGCGGAGAGCAUGUGGGUGCUGGCCGCGGAGGGGCGGGGCAUGGCCAUGCGGGGGCUUGCCAUCGCCCACGCACGCCCUGCCUGCCUUACCUGCAUCACGGUCGACGGCUUUGGGCUGGUGGGCAACCUACCAUCGCCCUCCGGCUGGCAGCUGCCAGACCGCCUGCAGCGGCUGGAGCUGGGGCUCAACAGCAUCUCGGGGUCCAUCCUGCCUGGCUGGGUGCUGCCCCAAGGCCUCUCCAUCCUCUACCUGGCCUCCAACCCGCUCGGCGGCUCCCUGAGCCCUAGCUGGGUGCUGCCGGACAGUGACACCCAGCUGACCGGGUCCAUCCCGCCAGCCUGGCGCCUGCCCCCCGGCCUCGCCACCCUGGCGCUCUUCAACAACAGCAUGACAGGCACCCUGCCCCAGUCGGUCACCCAGCUGCAGGGGCUGACGUCCCUGGAUGCCUCCUUCAACCGCCUCACCGGCGCCCUGCCCGCCGCCAUGGCGAUCAACGCCAGCACGCCCGUGGCAGUGGUCAACGUGGCUGGCAACGCCUUCGCGGGCCCCGUGCCCUCCUGGCCCGCCGCCACCAACGCCAUCCUGGCCAUCCAGCCCGGCAACGAGGCGCUCCCAGCCGCUGGCAGCAGCAGCAGCAGCAGCGACGGCGGCGGGAGCGAGGACGGCGGCGGCGGCCUGAGUGGCGGCGCGAUUGCGGGCGUGGCGGUGAAGGCGGUGGCUGCGGGCAAGCUGGGCAGCGACCUGGAGACUGGACCCAGCUCCCAGCUGACCCCCUCCCUCCCCUCCAACGGUACCGCCGCCGGCGCCGUGCAUGGCCCCAACAGCAGCGGAAGCUUAAGCAACACCGGCGGUUCCAUCUCCCUUAGGGCUGCCGCUGCCGCUGCACUGCACCCCGGCAGCUGCGGCGGUGGUGGUGAUGGUGUUGGCAGUACCGGCGGUGGUACGGCGCCCGGCGCCAAGCUGGCCGCCAGGCUGGCGCAGCUGGAGCGCAAGCCACCGGCCUGGCUGCUGGACCCGUCCCGUCUGGUACUGGAGCGUACCGCAGACGAUAGGCUCGUACUGCUGGGGCGCGGCUCCUUCGGACGGGUGUACCGCGUAUGGCUGCUGGGCGCGGCGCCCGCUGCGCCUGCUGCGCCUGCUGCGGCGCCUGCGGCUGCUGCUUCGGCGGCAGGCGGCGGGGAUGGCGCGGGAGACGGUGGCACCGGGGGCGGCGGCGAGGUGGCGGCGGCACCGCCCGGGGACCUUCCGGUGGCGAUCAAGGUCAUGGAGGCCGCCGACCUGUCCGCGUUCCUUCGGGAGGCCGAUGUACUGGCGCGGCUGCACGGCUGCGAGCAGCUGGGCGGCGACCUGUGCGCCGCGCUGGCGGCCGACGUCGACGGGGCGCUGACCUGGCGGCGGGGCGGGCGCCAGGUUGCGCUGGACAUUGCCGGCGGCCUGGUCUACCUGCACGCCAACAACGUGACGCACAGGGACCUCAAGUCCAAGAACGUGCUGCUGACCGGUACCGGCGGUAUCGGGCUGCCAGCUGUGCGCGCCAAGGUGGCGGACGUGGGGGCCGCCGACCUGCACUCCGCCACGUACCUGUCUGCCGGCAGCGGCGACUGCGGCGGCACGCUGGCCUGGGCCGCGCCCGAGCUGCUGCUUGGGCAGCCGUGCACGCACAAGAUAGACAUCUACUCCCUGGGCGUGGUCCUGUGGGAGCUGGCCACCCGCGAGGCGCCAGUGGCGCCGCCGCCGCCCUCGGACGCCAGCCCCGCCGGCCUGGCGGAGCUCAUCGGCGACUGCUUGCAGCAAGACCCGCAGGCGCGGCCCACGGCGGCCCAGGCCCUGGAGCGCCUGCAGGGGCUGAGCAGCAGCAGCAGCAGCGGCAAUGGCGGCAGCAGCAGCGGCACCGUGCUGUGA
Messenger RNA from Chlorella variabilis, 2136 nucleotides. RefSeq lists its product as hypothetical. The transcript is spliced from 16 exons. The record is from RefSeq and is a predicted model, not a curated record. Bases 1 to 2136 code for a protein of 711 amino acids. Gene Ontology annotation, molecular function: protein kinase activity; ATP binding. Gene Ontology annotation, biological process: protein phosphorylation. NCBI's taxonomy places the organism in Eukaryota, Viridiplantae, Chlorophyta, Trebouxiophyceae, Chlorellales, Chlorellaceae.